Equus quagga is the source of this 3279-nucleotide messenger RNA. RefSeq names its product pseudouridine synthase 3 (gene PUS3). Lineage: Eukaryota; Metazoa; Chordata; Mammalia; Perissodactyla; Equidae. Gene Ontology annotation, molecular function: RNA binding; pseudouridine synthase activity. The transcript is spliced from 5 exons. Gene Ontology annotation, cellular component: cytoplasm; nucleus. Bases 419 to 1858 code for a protein of 479 amino acids. The record is from RefSeq and is a predicted model, not a curated record. Gene Ontology annotation, biological process: tRNA pseudouridine synthesis; mRNA pseudouridine synthesis.
GGAACGGUAAAAUGGAUAAGCAGUUGGAGGUUUCUCUUUCUCCUCUCAUACCGUUUUCUCAUACUUUGAUCUUUUCAGGAAAGCACCGGUGUGUGAAGUGUGGGACCUCACUUAAGACCUUGUUUUUCUGUCUGUGGUGCUUCUUGGAGCUCCUGGCAGAAACUCGCAGCGCUAAGAUCUUUAAUUCGAUUCUUAGGGAACCCUUGGACUGUGGAGUUAAGUCUUUGCUGCCUCAGAAUUCUGUUUGCUCAUAAAACGGAAUACUGCUAGAGGCCGGGAUCCCAGUCGUACGUCGGGUGGGAGAGAGGCGUGGCUACAUUUUUCAAAUUGGGCCAUUACUUGCCCCGCGAUCGUUUUUCAUUAGUUAUCACGGUAGGGUGGACCUAUAUGAUUUAUUUAUUCCUGGAGUUGUCUUAUCAUGGCUGAAAAUGACAUAGACAGAAUCCAGACUGAGAAACUCCUAAAAAGAGUACAAGAACUGGAGCAGGAGGUACAAAGACUUAAAGAACAGACCAACAACAAGGACUCAAAUAUUAGAGAAAAUUAUUCAGGAACUGGAAAAGCUAAGCGUGCAUUUGAUUUCAGUGCUCAUGGUCGAAGACACGUAGCCCUAAGGAUAGCCUAUCUGGGCUGGGGCUACCAGGGCUUUGCCAGUCAAGAAAACACAAACAAUACAAUUGAAGAGAAACUCUUUGAGGCUCUAACCAAGACUCGACUAGUAGAAAGUAGACAGACAUCCAACUAUCACCGGUGUGGGCGAACAGACAAAGGAGUUAGCGCCUUUGGACAGGUGAUUUCUCUUGACCUUCGUUCUCACUUUCCAAAUGGCAGGGAUUCAGGGGAUUUUAAUUUAAAAGAUGAAGUCAAUGAUGCUGCUAAAGAGAUCCGUUAUACCCACAUUCUCAAUCGGGUGCUCCCUCCAGACAUCCGUGUACUGGCCUGGGCCCCUGUAGAACCCAGCUUCAGUGCUAGGUUCAGCUGUCUUGAGCGGACUUACCGCUAUUUUUUCCCUCGUGCUGAUUUAGACAUUAUAACCAUGAACUCUGCAGCUCAGAAGUAUGUUGGCACACAUGAUUUUAGGAACUUAUGUAAAAUGGAUGUAGCCAACGGAGUGAUUAAUUUUCAGAGGACUAUUCUGUCUGCUCAAGUACAGCUAGUGGGCCAGAGCCUGGCUGAGGAGAGAGGGCAAGAACCUUUCCAGCUGUGUCAGUUUGAAGUGAUUGGCCAGGCCUUCCUGUAUCAUCAAGUCCGUUGUAUGAUGGCCAUCCUUUUUCUGAUUGGCCAAGGAAUGGAGAAGCCAGAGGUUAUUGAUGAGCUGCUGAACAUACAGAAAAAUCCCCAGAAACCUCAAUACAGUAUGGCUGUAGAAUUUCCUCUAGUCCUAUAUGAUUGUAAGUUUGAAAACAUCAAGUGGAUCUAUGACCGGGAGGUUCAGGAGUUCAAUGUUACCCACCUACAACAACUCUGGGCUAAUCAGGCUGUUAAAACUCACAUAGUGUAUAGUAUGCUGCAAGGACUGGACUCUGCUGCAGUACCCUGUGGGACAGGACCAAAGAUGGAUGGAAUGAUAGAAUGGAGAAAUGUUACGCCUUCUGUCAUAAAGCAGACCAGUGCCUUUGUAGAAGGAGUGAAAAUGCGCACGUAUAAGCCCCUAAUGGAUCGUCCUAAAUGCCAAGGAUUAGAAUCCCGGAUCCAGCAUUUUGUACGUAGGGGACGCAUUGAGCACCCACAUUUAUUCCAUGAGGAAGAAACAAAAGCCAAAAGAGACUGUAAUGAAAAACUAGAGGAAGAAAAUACUAUUUUGGAGAAACCAGCAAAGAGAAUCUGUGUUGAUACAGAAAUUAAAACCAUCAUUUAACCAUAGAAAAUGCACCAGGAUCUAGGAGGCAAUAACUAGUUAAGUGGGUAGGUGGGUAGAAAGAAAAUACAGAAAAAUACUUACUGCAAGAAGUCCUAGAAAUUCAGAUGAUCGGCUCUCUAAAAACAAAAACCAAAAAAGACCAUAGGUCCUAUUAAGCAAGUUCUUACUUGAAGAAGAAAGAAUUCAAACAUUCCGUCAUUCCUUCCUACACAGAAGGAUUAAGAGGUAGAAGCAGCAAAAAGCAGCUGUAAAAUGGAGAGCUGUUUAUGUACACCUGGAAGCCUGUGCCUUGUGUUCACAUACAUUGAAGCCCGAUCCGGCUGGUGUCUGCUUUGCUGUGCUGUCCUUUUAAAAGCAAAUGAGAUACUCACUAUCAUCUGAAUUCUCAUAAAGAGCUUUGCCCGAGUGUCUUAUUUUCUAAGACAGAAGUUAAAAAUAGGAAAUUUGGUCAGUUAAAUAUUUGCUAAAUUAGUUUAGCGCCACGCACAAUAGUACCUGAAGUGACCUAACUGAAUAAGACAGCAUCUCUUAGAAAGCUUAUCAGACUAGUGCUCUGUAAGCCACAAAUGGUCUCUGGUGCAUGGUUUUUUUUUUUUUUUUUUACAAUCUUUUACAUAUGUAAAAAACACUGUCGCUCAUGACCUAUAUAAAAACAGGCCAUGUAGUUUACUAACCCCUGGUCUAGUGGUUUAAGGAAAGCUCUUACAAGAGGAGAUAUCCAAGCUACAUCUUGCACAACCAGUGGGAGCCAGUUAAAGUGGGAAUAAAGAAGCAGUUUUAAGUGUGUCUAAGGCAGAAGAUGCAGUUUGUGUCAAGGGUUAAAGAUGACAGCUCUUGCAUUCAGGUAACUGUAAAUACAGUAGUAUGGCUUGAGUGACAAAAGCAUAGUUUAGAAAGGUGAGCAAGGAUGAUGUUUGUGCAGCCUUGUAGGCCUUCCCCAAGAUGCUUAGAUUUUAUCUUCAGAGGCCACUGGGAAAAAACAUGAAAAGCCAGAGUUGUGUAGCAAAAAUACUGCUCUGGGUAUGGUGCGGACUGGAUGAGGGCAAGACAGUGGGACCAAUUAGGAGGCUGUUGAAGUAACCAAGAAAAUAGAUGAUGAUGGCCCAGACUAGAUUUGUACUGAGGGGGGUGGAGAGAGUAGGUGAAUUUGAGAUUAAGAAAGGAGAAGUAACAGCACUCUGUGGUUGAGAGAAUGGGAGGUUCAAAAGUAGGAAGCUUUCAGGUUAAGUCCGAGGGUCCGAUUUAAGCCUAUCUGAGACACACUGGGACAGGAACAUGAAGUGGGGCUUUGCUUGUUCUCAAAGUUGAUAACCUUCAAAAUAUUACUAAAACAGCAAUAUUUAUUCAGAAGAGUUCAAAGUUCUCUUAAAUACAUUAUCCUUUAUAGCAAUUAAAAUAAUAAAGUAAAUGAACUGAGA